Messenger RNA from Condylura cristata (star-nosed mole), 5051 nucleotides. RefSeq names its product chromosome unknown open reading frame, human C9orf3 (gene AOPEP). The record is from RefSeq and is a predicted model, not a curated record. Gene Ontology annotation, cellular component: nucleolus. The transcript has 17 exons. Bases 197 to 2653 code for a protein of 818 amino acids. Gene Ontology annotation, molecular function: metalloaminopeptidase activity; zinc ion binding. NCBI's taxonomy places the organism in Eukaryota, Metazoa, Chordata, Mammalia, Eulipotyphla, Talpidae.
GACGCCACUAGGCACGUGUUCAGGUCGCCCGUGGUAACCCCGAGUCCGCGGAAGUGGAGACCGAUGGCCAGGCGGCUGAUACAGAGGACUGAAGUUAUGGAACCAUAAAGUGUGUUUUGGUCAGCAGCCAUUUAUGAUUCUGGAAAUUAAAGCAGAGAGGACACCUCAACUGAGCUCUUAAAAAACAAGCUAUACCAUGGAUAUAAAACUGGACUCUUCCCAAGAUGACCUACCACUCAUGGCCAAUACCAGCCACAUACUUGUGAAGCAUUAUGUACUGGACUUUGAUGUGGAUUUAGAAAGUCAAAUCAUUGAAGGCACCAUAGUACUUUUUUUUGAGUCUGAAAAUGGAUUCAAGAAACCAAGUAGUUCCACCGAGGAAAUCUGCCAGUCUAAUAAAGCCUGCAAAUUUAGGAUGACUGAAUCCUGCCAAAUUCCUGUGACAAAUACAAGGACUUUCCCAUCUAAAAUGGGAUAUAAUGAUUUUACAGUCUGUGGCAAAGGUGAAAGAGAUACUUCUGAUAAUGGUGGUAACCAUGACAACCAGGAACAGGCUUCUGGGAUUUCUAGCUCAAAGUACUGCUGUGACACAGGGAAUCAUGGAAGUGAGGAUUUUUUGCUAGUGUUAGACUGCUGUGAUUUAUCUGUGUUAAAGGUUGAGGAGGUAGAUGUUGCUGCUGUGCCAGGUAUUGAAAAAUUUACAAGGUCUUCCAAGCUCAAGGCUGUUUCUGAGAAGCUUAGGAAUCAGAUCGUACACGAACUUGUGACUCUGCCUGCAGAUCAUUGGAGGGAGCAGUUAGACUAUUAUGCUCUCUGUAGUCAGGCGCCUGGCUGUGGGGAACUCUUGUUUGACACUGACACUUGGAGCUUACAGAUCAGGAAGACAGGGGCUCAGACAGCUACUGACUUUCCUCACGCCAUAAGGAUAUGGUACAGAACUAAACCCCAGGGGCGAUCAGUUACAUGGACCUCAGACCAGAGUGGCAGACCAUGUGUUUAUACUAUGGGAUCGCCCAUAAACAACAGGGCCCUUUUUCCAUGCCAGGAGCCACCCGUUGCCAUGUCAACAUGGCAGGCUACAGUUCGAGCAGCUGCAUCUUUUGUUGUCUUAAUGAGUGGGGAAAAUUCUGCCAAGCCAGCACAGCUUCGGGAAGGUUAUUUAAGCUGGCACUAUUAUGUAACAAUGCCCAUGCCAUCCUCCACCUUCACAAUUGCAGUGGGAUCCUGGACAGAAGUAAAGAAAGAUAUCUGUUCUUUAGAUGAAGUGGCAAAAGGGAGAUCCAUCCCACCUUCUGAUCCUGAUUUCAGGCACGUUGGCAUUUGUGAUCACAUGGAUUAUCCUUGCCGCUUCCAGAAUGCUUCGGCCAUCACCCAGGCCAUCAUUCCUUAUCGGGUCUUUGCCCCAGUCUGCCUCCACAGUACCUGCCAAGGGACCCUUCUGCCAUUGAUUCCGCCUUGCCUCUUAGCAGCACACUCUAUUCUGGGAACACACCCCUUCUCCAGGCUGGAUGUCCUCAUCGUCCCUGCCAACUUUUCAAGUCUGGGGAUGGCCAGCCCACACAUCAUCUUCCUCUCACAGAGCACUUUGACAGGAGUGAGCCAUCUCUGUGGCACUCGUCUCUGCCAUGAAAUCGCCCAUGCCUGGUUUGGCCUAGCCAUUGGGGCCCGCGACUGGACCGAAGAGUGGCUGAGUGAAGGGUUUGCCACUCACCUGGAGGACAUGUUCUGGGCUGAAGCACAGCAGCAGCUUGACCCCCAUGAGGCACAGGAACAGCAGGAGCUGAGGGCCUGUCUGAGGUGGAGACGUCUCCAGGAUGAGGUGCAGGACUCUGCAGACGAGCUGCAGGUGUUGAGACCCAAAAAAGAGAAAACUGGGCAUGUGAGUGACUCAGGAUCAUCUGUCAUCAAACAUGGGCUCAAUCCAGAGAAAGUCUUCAUGCAAGUUCAUUAUUUAAAGGGCUAUUUCCUUCUCCGGUUCCUUGCCAGAAGAAUUGGAGAGGACACCUAUUUUUCAUUUUUAAGAAAAUUUGUGCAUGCUUUUCAUGGGCAGUUGAUUCUUUCUCAGGAUUUCCUUCAAAUGCUGUUGGAGAGCAUCCCAGAAGAAAAACGGCUUGAAUUGUCUGUUGAAAACAUCUUCCAAGACUGGCUGGAGAGUUCUGGAAUACCACAGCUCCUGCGGAGGGAACACCAGGCCCGUGAGGAGUGCGGGCUCGCGCGGCAAGUGAGAGCCGAGGUCGCGAAAUGGAUUCAAGUGAACCGGAGACCCCGAAAACGGAAACGAAAGGAAACGGAAGAAGUGUUUGCAAAGCUUCUUCCCGAUCAGCUGAUCCUACUUCUGGAACAUCUUUUGGAGCAGAAGACCCUGAGUCCCCGAACUCUGCGAAGCCUUGAGAGGACAUACCACCUCCCUGAGCAGGAUGCAGAGGUUCGCCACCGGUGGUGUGAACUCAUUGUCAAGCACAAAUACAGACGAGCAUACAAAGCUGUGGAGAGAUUCCUUCAGGAGGACCAGGCCAUGGGCAUCUACCUCUAUGGGGAGCUGAUGGUGGGUGAGGAUGCCAGGCAACAGCAGCUCGCCCGCAGGUGCUUUGAGCUGACCAAGGAGCAGAUGGACAGAACCUGUGCAGAGGUGGUCGCUGAGAUGUUGUUUUGAAAAAGUUGGAGAACAGACGCCUCUAUAGCUCCUCUCUGGAAACAGAAGCCGACACAGUGGAAGAUGCUCGUGGCCCCUCACUAUGCCCAGCCGAUGACCUCUCUGACGAGGUGCAGAGCUUAGCUGAUUGGUGAACAGUGACUGGUUUCCGCUUUGUUCACAGUGGCUAAGUUCUGCACCUGAAGAGAAGGUGAGAUAUGGGGACAGUUAAGUUGGAACCACGGGGCAGAGGCCGCUGCUAUGAGCGAGUGCCCGCUGCUCGGGUCUUGAGUACCAUGCUGGAGGAUGAGACCUGUGGCCUCACGGAUGCACUUUCUCCUGCACGAAGGCAAGGAUUGUACCGGAAGUCCAUAGAAUUAUAAGCCCACUAGUUAGCCAUCUGUCUGAAAGGUCAAGUGAAGUGAAAGCAGAAAUUACUCUUAGGAAAAAGUAAACCAGAUGCAUGACAAGUCAGUAAAACUGUAGCAGCAGUUGGUUGCAUGUGAGUGGUCUGGGCUGCUGAAGGAGAGCCUGUGGUGACUUCCUGAGCGUGGUGAACUCUCUCUUGUAUUUGCAGUCUAGGCUUCUGUGUCUUCCUCAGCGGCCAGCAGACGACGGAGCGAGCUCUCGGCCGAGGCGCUGCUUCUCCAGGCUGGCGAUUGGACCCGCCCUCCGGUGCCUACUGAGCUGAUAUCAGUUCUCAUUUUACACACUGGCUCAGUUCAGCAGGAACAGGAGUCGAGCCCUAGAGCAAAAAGCCUUCCUGUUUGUAUGUGCCCAGAGGCUCAGGAGCUGGACUCCAUCCCGCAAGACAGCUGAGCGGCCGCCACCAAAUCCUGAUGGCAGCAGUGGUGCUAUCUGUAUGUGGUCCUGUUGUGUAGAUGGUGGGAGAACCAUAAAACUGCUGACGUGAAAGCCAGGCUCUUCACUGAAAGCAGACGUGUUAUUAGUGCCAUAAAUGUGUGACACAGGCGAUGCCCACCUCUCCUGUGGUAUAGAAUGUAGACAGUCUGAAAAUAAUCCAUGAAUGUAAGUAAAAUGGGCUGUCUUUCUGGAUACUUCCUUGUGAGUGAAGCCUCGGUGACAGUGCUGGCUUUCAUAGCCACAUGUGAACCCAGUGAUCCCCACUCUGGGGUGUGAGCUGCGACUUGGGUCUCAGAGGCCUGUCCUCUCUGCAGAGUCCUCUCCACAGCAGAGAGCAGAGGCACAGAGGUGCCCCUUUAUAAGAAUUCCUCAACUCUGACUGGGCAAUAAAUUUUAUUACUGUUCCCUUUGCAGGAAAGAUCACAGCAAGAUUCUUUUCAGACAUCUCCCAGCCCUGGCUGGGAGCAGGAUGGCUGUGACCCUGGACAUCAAAGCAAGGAUUGCAGGGCUACUGAAGCGAUGAGCCAACAGUGGCAUGCACAGCUGCCCCAAAGACUGGUCCCCUUCAUGAACACCAUCCCCACGGAGUUGUAUGGGGGUCUUUGUCCCCCAGCCUCGACUUGCUGCCUCAGGAUAUUGAAUCAAAAUUGUACCUGUUUUGUAGGAUUAAGGCAGUUCUGUCACUCAAAUGACCACGUUCCAAGACACACGGGGAGAAAGCCUGCUGAAUGUUGCACGUCAGCCCCUCAGCGUGUAACUGCACUGUGUGUUUUGUCACUUAAGGAAACCAGUGUCUGGGCUGGGCCUAGGUUAGGGCAUCCUCUGGGUUACUGCAGAAAGAUGUUGCAGUGUCCUUUUGAAUUGACUUGUCCAUUUAGAUUUUUACAAAAUUUUCAUGCUUUUUGAUAAAACUACAGGGUGAGAACCUCAGGUGUGUUAAUAAUAAAGUAAUGGGUUCAGUUUUUUGUACUUGCUUUCUUUUCAGUUUAAUACUGAUUUAACAGGGAAAUUACUGUAUACGAAAAGGGUACUGCCUGCAUUCUGGUCAUUCCUGUCCCUCAUUACUGGUGUCUCUAGUUCCCAGGAUAGCCUUGGAGUGCUCAAAAGGCUUGCAUGGGGGGCAUCUGCUCCUCAUUGCAGAAUUGGGGCACAGCAAAGGCCUGUGGGUUCUACAGUGUGUCACCCCUCUUUCUCACAAGUGUUUGAAGUCUAAAAAGACAUAAGCUUCUCAAUACUGUCCAAAAGACAGGGUAGUCCAAAAUAGCGCAGGAAACACAGUGACAGGUUUGUCACACAGCUGGUGCUCUGGGGGGCUGAGCUGACCGGAGUCCCCUGCCAGGCUGUGCUCCAUUUAAAUAUGUGGGGUGACUACAACUCUUCCACCAACCUUCAUUAGAGUUUACUGUGCAGAAUUUUUUCAUGGUGACUCAUUCUAAAAUGUCUAGGAUUUGCUCUCAGCUGUUACUCUGUGCUGCAUGUAAUUGUAUGGUCUGUGUUUACUGUGUUGGUAACAGAAUAAAUUUUUUUAAUUGGAAUAAAUGUAAGAACAGCUUUC